Messenger RNA from Botrytis cinerea B05.10, 1679 nucleotides. RefSeq lists its product as hypothetical. The record is from RefSeq and is a predicted model, not a curated record. The transcript is spliced from 3 exons. Lineage: Eukaryota; Fungi; Ascomycota; Leotiomycetes; Helotiales; Sclerotiniaceae. Bases 199 to 1533 code for a protein of 444 amino acids.
GAUUAACUCAGAACUUCUCGAUUGAUAUAUUGAACAACACUUCGAGAUUAUUGCAAGUACGAAAUAUAUCUAGUCUUUCGAAGUAAAGAGUUCAUUCCAGCUGAUCCGAGCUGAACCACCACCACUUUUGGGAAACAGCCAUCUUUUCGACAAUAUCAUCAUUGUCUAAAUCUAUCUCAAGGCAUCGAUAUCAGCAACAUGGAUACUGUAAUUAAUACGGGUAAUGAAAUGGCUAGUUUUACUGGUACAAGCAAUACACCUACACCACAUGAGGACGUUUCCUUCCCGUUGUUUUCCACAUUUCCAUUGGAGAUUCGACGUCAAAUUUGGAAGCAUGCUUUGAUAGGUCCUCACAUUCAUAUUAUUUCUAGCCACAUGGCAACUCGUAGCAGAAUUACGGAAAUUAUGCAAGCAUGCAAGGAGGCAUAUGAUGAAGGCAUCCAGCUACAGUUUUCACAUUUCACAUUUUGCAAUUACGGUUCGUGGGGGGACGACAAUUGCCAUGCACAACUUCCAAAACACUACAUGAACCCAGACGCCGAUAUCAUGUGGCUUGUUCACAAUUCUGAGCCUAAAUUCCCUUUCGCUGUGGCAUUAUAUGACGGGCGUCCCUCGUAUCGUAUGGUAAAAGUCUUUGCCAUAAAUCAUCAGCUAUGGCGCGAUCCAUGUCCGCGAUGGGAACGUAACGUAAUAAGCUGGACAUUCGGAACAUUCGCAGAUCUACCUUACCAAUUUUGUGAGGAAAUAUACGUCGUUCUAAAUAAUGUAGCCUUUGACCUAGACCGUGGCGUGACUUUCGUCGAGCCAGUAGACGGUCGUGAUGAGCCUCUCUCCUCUCGAAAACUUACUUCACAAGGCCAUGAGAAGCCUAACCAUGUUUUAUUCAAAGAAGCAGAAAGAAGAAAGAAAAACUUUGAAGACUUUAGAGAACAAAUCUGCAAAACCGAAGAGGGUUAUCUAGAACAUCUCAAUACAUAUACGUGUCUCGAGUAUCUACCUAUCAUACGCUACGUUAUAGCAAAACCAAGCGGGAUUCCUUCUUCAUUCACGUGUAUCAAGGAUCAAAAGCAGAAGGUUCUUGGCCACAAAUCUCUCACUCCAAUCAACACAAAUUUAUUGCCCGACCAUCUCAAAUUCUUGAUCUCUAACAAUGAUGAUGACAGCUGCUUUCCGGCAGAAAAUGAUACGGACGUUUAUAAUAGCGAUAACACAGAUGAAGAAGUUUAUGAAGACAGUUUAGAGUACGAUAGCCAUGCCGAUGAUAGGGAUGUAGAAGGCGAUGAGGAGGAGGAGGACGACAAUGAAGAGGACGACAAGGAAGAUAAUAAGGAUGAGAAUGCAGCGGAAAGCGAAGAUCUGGGUUCUAGCACAAGUUCGAAUACGGAUUCUGACAAUAGAAAUUUCCAAACUUUACCUCUCAACCGAGCUGUUGAGGCUCUUGGCUCUCAAUAUUACGCCGAAUUUUCAAAUGAUGGGGAUGGAAUGGGACAUAAUCAAAUGCCAUUUCCAGACGAAGAUGAUGAAGAUUUAUGAUGGAUAUUAAUUUUCCCAUUUCUGUAUAAUCAUUCGAGGGGUUUAGACAUCAACAGGCUUGUGGAUAUCUAGGUCUUGAAAGUUGAUGAUUCUUGAAAAAUCAAACAGUGUAGACAAGGUUCAUAUAAUAAUGAGAAUUUUAACCA